UACUAUUUUGUAUAUCCGCGCCUUGAGAGCAGAGCGCCUCUGCGCUCCACGGACUGUCACACCUGCACCUAAAUCCCCGAAUAUCCCUAUUUUCCGCGACGGACACGCAACAGAACAAAACAGUUGAUAAAUUGUUAUUACAUUAUUAUCGAGAAAUACGAUCAACUUUGUAAAUACUUCUCUGACUCAUACCUGCUAGAAUGCAUUUUGAAUAUAACGUAAACCUGUAGUGAUUAUAAAGUAAUUAUUCUAAUGAAAUACUUUUUUUAUAUAAAUCAAACAAAAUGAAUCAAACUCCAAUAAUGGUUUUGCAAGAGGCUUCUGUGAAACUUGGUACUUUACCUGUUUAUACAGAAAUAUUAUCAGUAAGUAGUACGCAUCAAAAGAAAUUUGUUAUCAGGGUUUCAUGGAGAAAUUAUACUGCUGAAGGAACAGCAUAUAAUAAAAAAGAAGCCAAGCAAAAUGCUGCUACAAAAAUGUUAUCAUUAUUAUUAUCAGAAAAAAAAAUUCCAGAAACACUAUUGUUAUCAGUUGUAAAACCUACAGGAAGUAUUACAUUACCAAAUAAAUCAAAUACUUCUACAACAACAGAUUACUUAUGUUCUUCAGUCGCUAAUAAUUCCAAUGUUUCUGAUUCAGACAUAAAAGAAGAAUUUAUGAAUUAUGUAGGUCUUUUGAACGAACAUUGUCAGCAAAACAACUUUUCUGAUCCAGUUUAUGAAAAUAUUGCCACAGCUGGACCUUCUCAUAUUCCAGUGUUCACAAUAAGUUGUACUGUAGGUUCUGUAUGUCAAGAAGGAUGUGCAAGGACAAAAAAACUUGCUAAACACAAAGCAGCUAAACAAGUUUUAGAAAAUUUACAAAGUCACCUGCCUCCAGUUAUUAAACAUAAUACAAAAACAUCAGACACAGUAAAUGAUCUAAAUGUACAAUUUAUGGAACUCUCAACAGAUCAGCCUAAGUAUGAAAAAUUUAACAAAGAAAAAGUAUUAGAAGCAUAUGGUCGAACAAGACAAAUACCUGUUCUAUUCAAACCUCAUAUCAAAGUUGAGGAUUAUGUUAAAGUAUUGAGUAAUUUAUGCCACAGCUUCGACGUAACGAAUAAAAAUUGUUUGAAGAAUGUGUGUAACACGCAUAGUUUGCAAGACGUUAACACUCUAAAAGCUAUUAUACACAAGGCAUUUGAAACAAAUGUAGAAGAAGUUAACUUUAAAACAGUUAAUGGUAAAUCUGCAAUUGGAUUUAAAUUGAAUACUAAUCCCAUAAUAUUUCAAAUUGGCAUAGGUGUAACCAGAGAACAAGCAAGAAAAGAUGCCUUGUGUAAAUUGCUUGAAUUUGGUGUACUAUUUACAAAAUAAUUUCGAACAAGUUGAAUAUGAUAGUUUUAUACGUAUGUUUCAUAAAUAAAUUAUGUUAUAGAAUUA
Molecule: messenger RNA, 1424 nt
Organism: Osmia lignaria (orchard mason bee)
Lineage: Eukaryota; Metazoa; Arthropoda; Insecta; Hymenoptera; Megachilidae
Product: protein Loquacious-like
Biological process (GO): regulation of regulatory ncRNA processing; siRNA processing
Cellular component (GO): RISC complex; cytoplasm; RISC-loading complex
Molecular function (GO): siRNA binding; double-stranded RNA binding
Source: RefSeq, a predicted model, not a curated record